This is a messenger RNA of Kogia breviceps (pygmy sperm whale), 810 nucleotides long. RefSeq names its product signal transducing adaptor family member 1 (gene STAP1). Lineage: Eukaryota; Metazoa; Chordata; Mammalia; Artiodactyla; Physeteridae. Gene Ontology annotation, biological process: positive regulation of B cell receptor signaling pathway; cell surface receptor protein tyrosine kinase signaling pathway. Gene Ontology annotation, molecular function: protein kinase binding; signaling adaptor activity. The record is from RefSeq and is a predicted model, not a curated record.
AUGGCUAAGAAUCCCCCAAAACCAGCCCCUCACAGGAUCUUCCAAGAAAGGUCAAAGAUUACUGCUCUACCCUUAUACUUUGAAGGUUUUUUAUUAGUCAAGUGGUCAGAAUACCAGUAUGUUGACAAGUUAGACAUAAUAGACCUCACACACCUUACUGACCAGAAUUCAACUGAAAAGAAUUGUGCAAAAUUCACCCUUGUUUUGCCAAAAGAGGAAGUGCAAUUGAAGACAGAGAGCACAGAAAGUGGGGAAAAAUGGAGAGGCUUCAUUCUCACAGAAACAGAGCUGUCAAUUCCCCUACAUGUGUCACUCCUUCCUGGGCAAAUAAUUAGAUUGCAUGAAGUCCCAGAGAGAGAAAAGAAAAGGAGGAUUGAGACAGAGCGGACACCGAGUUCAUUUCCGGAAAAAGGGAAGGAACCAGUUGAAGAUUAUGUGGAUGUAUUGAACCCUGUGCCAGCGAAAGUGCACCAUGAACUUCAAUGUUUUUAUACAGUGUCCCGGAAAGAAGCAACAGAGAUGCUUGAGAAGAACCCUUCCUUGGGAAAUAUGAUCCUGAGGCCUGGUAGUCACAGCCGAAACUAUUCUAUCACCAUCCGGCAGGAAACAGCCCUGCCAAGAAUCAAGCACUACAAAGUGAUGAGUGUAGGAAAAAACUAUAUUGAAUUGGAAAAACCUGUAACACUCCCAAAUCUUUUCAGCGUCAUUGAUUAUUUCGUGAAGGAGACUCGAGGAAAUUUACGACCAUUUAUAUAUUCAACUGAUGAGACCCUUGAGAUCAAAGGAUUUUCUGUAACAUCUCUAAAAUAA